Molecule: messenger RNA, 946 nt
Organism: Ochlerotatus camptorhynchus
Lineage: Eukaryota; Metazoa; Arthropoda; Insecta; Diptera; Culicidae
Exons: 2
Coding region: 29-901 (290 amino acids)
Cellular component (GO): nucleosome
Molecular function (GO): protein heterodimerization activity; structural constituent of chromatin; DNA binding
Source: RefSeq, a predicted model, not a curated record
CAUCGUUUUCGCAUCGAAUAUAAGCAUAAUGGCUCGUACUAAGCAGACCGCUCGUAAGUCCACCGGAGGCAAGGCUCCUCGCAAACAGCUGGCCACCAAAGCCGCUCGCAAGAGCGCUCCAGCCACCGGAGGAGUGAAGAAGCCUCAUCGCUACCGGCCAGGAACCGUCGCUCUGCGUGAGAUCCGCCGUUACCAAAAAUCGACCGAACUGCUGAUCCGCAAGUUACCUUUCCAACGUCUGGUCCGUGAAAUCGCUCAGGACUUCAAGACCGAUCUGCGCUUCCAAAGUUCGGCCGUCAUGGCCCUACAGGAAGCCAGCGAGGCCUAUCUGGUCGGUCUGUUUGAAGAUACCAACCUGUGCGCCAUCCACGCCAAGCGUGUCACGAUCAUGCCAAAGGACAUCCAGCUGGCUCGUCGUAUCCGUGGUGAACGCGCUUCGAGGUCGACCCCUCAUAGACAGUAUCUUGCCGACUUUCAAACAACACUUGCAAUGGCUCGUACCAAGCAGACCGCUCGUAAAUCCACCGGAGGAAAGGCUCCUCGCAAGCAGCUGGCCACCAAGGCUGCUCGAAAGAGUGCUCCAGCCACCGGAGGUGUGAAGAAGCCUCAUCGGUACCGGCCAGGAACCGUCGCUCUGCGUGAGAUCCGCCGUUACCAGAAGUCAACCGAACUGCUUAUCCGCAAGUUGCCUUUUCAACGUCUGGUCCGUGAAAUCGCUCAGGACUUCAAGACCGAUUUGCGCUUCCAGAGCUCGGCCGUCAUGGCCCUGCAGGAAGCCAGCGAGGCCUAUCUGGUCGGUCUGUUCGAAGAUACGAAUCUGUGCGCCAUCCAUGCCAAGCGUGUCACGAUCAUGCCAAAGGACAUCCAGCUGGCUCGUCGUAUCCGUGGUGAACGUGCUUAAAUUAUAUCUGGUGUAAAGUGAUCGCAACUGUUUAAAAAAAAUCGG